This is a messenger RNA of Oncorhynchus mykiss (rainbow trout), 4771 nucleotides long. Its product is annotated as actin nucleation-promoting factor WASL. The record is from RefSeq and is a predicted model, not a curated record. NCBI's taxonomy places the organism in Eukaryota, Metazoa, Chordata, Actinopteri, Salmoniformes, Salmonidae. Gene Ontology annotation, molecular function: actin binding. Gene Ontology annotation, biological process: actin filament organization.
AUCCACUGGGAAAUAGGGCUAGACCAUUCCAUCCUUCGUGAUAUUUUUGGCAUCCUCAUUAUAUUGUAACACCAGAACAUUUACAGACGACAUUAAAAAUAUAUAUUUUUUAAUGCAAAUUAAUUUAUUUCGGAAGAGGGGGCCUUAUUCUUACAUUUGUAUAUGAUUUUUUGGUUUCUCCACCCCCUUUCUCCAUUGGAAUGGCUGUUCCUUCACACUGCCUACUGUGCCAUAUUGGAUGGAUGUUAACGUUAUCGAUGUUGCAGCUGGAGUUACGAAUGAAAGUUUAGAUUUUGCCCUCUGCAGAGAUUGGGGUUCCCACGGAUUCUUCGAGGACCCUGGGGCAUGGUGACGUUAUUCAACAACCGGGAUCCAAAAAUAUUUCAUUUUGCAGGCCUCUAGCUACCUUAGAAACAACGUAAUAAGACGAUGCAGUUGCAGGCCAUGGCGACCAAAGGCUGCAUGAAUUGUUUGUAAUAUUCAAGAGUAAAACAGUUAACUUUGUUUAUCUGGAAAUUAUUUGGGAACAUGAAUAGCCAUCCUCCGCAACGCCGGGUUGGAAAUAUUGGCUCCAUACUCCUCACCCCGCAAGAGAACGAAUGCCUCUUCAACUACCUGGGAAGGAAAUGCAUUACUCUGUGCACAGCGGUGGUCCAGGUGUAUGGGGCAGACAGGAGCUCGUCCUGGGUGAAGAGGUGCUGCGGAGUAGCCUGUCUGAUCAAGGAUAACCCUCUGAGGUCCUACUUCAUCAGGGUCUUUGACAUCAAGGAAGGGAAAACCAUGUUUGAACAGGAGCUCUACAAUAACUUCUCAAUCAACAGCUCGAGGUCCUAUUUCAUUUCGUUUUCAGGAGAUAACUGCCAGGUAGGCCUGAACUUCGCUAGCGAGGAAGAGGCCAAGCGAUUUAGAGCCGCACUGAAAGACCUACUCAGCAGACGGCAACGUAAAACGGAGAAAAGACGUGACCCUGCAAAUGGCCCAGCUCUCCCUAUGGCCACUGUGGACAUCAAGAACCCGGAGAUCAACAAUGUGCGCUUCCACAACUCCCACCAUCAUCAACACCACCAGCAGCAGCAUCAGCCACACCACGUCAACAACAUGCUGCACAGCAGCUUCAACAAGAAGGAGAAGAAAGUCAAGGGCAAGAGGAAGAAGCUCACCAAGGCUGACAUAGGCACCCCCAGCAACUUCCAGCACAUCGGCCAUGUGGGCUGGGACCCAAACACAGGCUUCGAUUUGAAUAACCUGGACCCGGAGCUAAAGAACCUGUUUGACAUGUGUGGCAUCUCAGAGGCCCAGCUGAAGGACAAGGAGACCUCCAAGGUCAUCUAUGACUUCAUCGAAAAGAAAGGAGGGGUGGAGGCCGUCAAGAACGAGCUCCGUAGGCAAGCCCCACCACCUCCUCCCUCUCGGGGUGGCCCACCUCCUCCUCCCCCACCCCACAGCUCGGGCCCAGCUCCUCCCCCACCACCACCACCCCCAUCGCGAGGUGGCCGGGGUGCCCCGCCACCACCUCCACCCUCUCGGGCCCCCACCUCUGCCCCUCCCCCCCCUCCCCCCUCCAGGCCUGGUGCCCUAGGAGCCCCCCCUCCUCCCCCGCCCCCCAACAGAGGGGGCCACGGCCACCACCACUACCAGCCACCGCCUCCACCCUCACAUGCCCCCCAGGCCCCACCGCCACCUCCCCCACCAGCAGCACCACCCUCCGGUGGCGGGGGAGCCCCUCCUCCACCUCCUCCACCACCUCCCCCACCUGGACCCCCGCCCCCUCCAGAGCUGGACGGUGGUGUGGAGUCGCCCCACUCACCCCCGGGCUCAGGGGGUAAGUCGGCCCUGCUAGAGCAGAUCCGUGGGGGCACCCAGCUGAAGAAGGUGGAGCCACCGGCCUCCAAGCCACCGGCCACCACCGUAGGGCGCGAUGCCCUGCUCGACCAGAUACGGCAGGGCAUCCAGCUAAAAACCGUACCAGACGGCCCUGAAUCGGGCUCCCCUACACCGGCCCCCUCGGCAGGCAUCGUGGGGGCACUUAUGGAAGUCAUGCAGAAGAGGAGCAAAGCCAUCCACUCCUCAGAUGAAGAUGAGGAUGAUGAUGACGAAGAGGAUUUUGAAGAUGACGACGAAUGGGAUGACUAGUAAAGUUUCAAGUCCUCCUCCCCAACACAACUGACACUAAACUGAUCCUAAAAUCUUCCAAAAACGGACUAAAAUUGAGAGUGUUCUAUGAUUUUGCUCUAUUUAUUGUUGCCUUUUUUGCUUUUAUUAACCUGUGCAAUACCUUGUUCAUUUAAUCUGUAAAGUGUUGUCACACACCCUCUGUAGAGUAUCUCUGGUAACACUUUCCUGCGACUCUGUCAUAGAAUGCUCACAUCACUGUUAAAAGCAUGAUAUACAAAUAUUAUAAGCUGUCAUAACUGUUCAUGGUAAUACGCUGACUUGCUCAGGCUGACCACCACUGCAUGUGACGCUGCGAGAUUGCUUGUCGUACGCUAAUACAAGGUGUUAUAAAUCACCAAUGACACCUGGCGUCUGUUUAGGAGGGUGCAAUGUCACGGAACGUCCAGAGAUAGAAACGUAUUGUGUAGAAUAGAUAUGAUUCUCGGUCCUCAAGAAUAGUUCUUAUUCACUUACAGUAUCAGCUAACAUUAUAUUUCCAUCUGCAACGUUCUGAACACUUAGCCCUAUGGAAUAACACACUGCUGCUAUGUCAUGGUUAUGACAGCCUAAAGACAGCAGGUUCAAGUAGUACGGUAUCUGAUGGAUUAACAGUGUGCAAUUCUAGUUAGGAUAUAUUUGUUUGGUGUGUUACUUUAAAUGUUCUGUUCCCCUGUCCGUAAAGAAAGGGAGAAAGAUGGAUAUAUAUAUAUAUAUAUAUAUGUACACACACACACACGUAACAAACGAGAGAGGUCAUUGUUGUGUUGUUAAUGCAAGAUAACACUAUUUUCUUACCCUACUUUUCUGUACCUUCGAUUUUCUUAAUGAGAUCCUAGUUUAGCACAGUUAUUUUUUCAUAUGGAGGCCACUUAUUAGAAUUGUAAGCCCAAAUUGACUGGUGUAAAUGUGUUCAAUGCUUCGUUCAAAGCUGUUAUCUUGGCACAAUUUCAAAAUUGAAUUUACUAUAAGAGUAACAGUGCAAUGUCAUAGUUGUGUUCCAACAAUCUACUAAAGUGAUGGGGAAAACAAAGCUUACGAUGUGCUGGAUCAGUAUACAGAUGUAGGAUCUUAAUUUGAGCCUGUUUGCUACAGCAGGAAAAUAAUCCUGUGGCAACAGGAACUGUGAUUUUUUUUGUGUGUAUUUUUCAUGCCUUUUUUUGCCCCAAUUUCGGCGUAUCCAAUUGGUAGUAGUUAGUCUUGUCUCAUCGCUGCAACUCCUAUACGGACUCGGGAGAGGUGAAGGUCGAGAACCAUGCGUCCUCCGAAACACAACCCAACCAAGCCGCACUGCUUCUUGACACAAUGCCCAUCCAACCAGGAAACCAGCCGCACCAAUAUGUCAUAGGAAACACCGUACACCUGGCGACUGUGUCAGUGUGCACUGUGCCCGGCCCGCCACAGGAGUCGCUAGUGCGCGAUGAGACAAGGAUAUCCCUGCCGGCCGAACCCUCCCUAACCCGGAUGAUGCUGGGUCAAUUGUGCGUCGCCCCAUGGGCCUUCCGGUCGCGGCCGGCUGCAUCAGAGCCUGGCCUCGAACCCAGAAUCUCUAGUGGUACAGCCUUAGACCAAUGUGCCACUCGGAAGGCCGGAACUGUACAUUUUUAUGUGGAUUAUAAUGAAUGGACAUUUUUCAUGAGGGAAAAUCAAGUCUGGAAAUUAGAAACUUCAGAAGCCGUUUUAAACCUCAAAUAUACUACAAGUUAAAAAUGUCCUACAUUGUGGAAAAGUUCUCCAGCAACAGGAUGAUACAAUUUAAGAUCUACAUCUGUAUACUGCCUGCCAGUCAGUGACUAAUGGAAUAUAUAAUAUAUGCUAUUUAGCAGACGCUUUUAUCCGAAGUGAUUUAGUCACAAGUGCGUACAUUUUUUUACGUAUGGCUGUCCUGGGAACCAAACCCACUAUCCUGGCGUUGCAAGAGCCUUGUCUACCAAAUGAGCUACAGAGGACCAGAGAGGAUCAUGGAAGCUCUUAAAGCAGCUUUUAUUAGAAUCCAUUUAUGAUUGACACUACGGAAAUGUCCUGCUCAUUAUGGGUUUACAGAGGUGUCCUGUGUUAACUUUCAGAGGGGAAAUUAUCACUACAAAAAUGUAUAACUUAUACAAAAAUAGGAUUCAUUUAAGCUUUUGUUUUGUCUCUUUUCUCUAACUUACUGUAUCUGUUACAAUAAAUAUUAUUCUCUCCUCCCUGCUGGAAUUAGAAUAAUAUUUAUGUUACUAGCUAUUAGGUCAGUGUUCAUAUUCAGCAGAUCUAGAAACAUCUUCCAGUUUUUCUUGAACUUUUAUGGGAUGAAUCUGUAAAUGCCUCCAUACAAAAGCUAAUAAGGAACCAAAAUUGUCAUUUGCACGAAGCGUCUACAAGGCUUUGGUUUCACUAUCCUAAAUGCUUUCAUGGUGAUAAUGCUGAUAAUGAUGCCUGUGAAACUCAAUUUUACAGUAUAUACAGAAGUAGCCAAAUGGAUGAUGUUUGAACCGUAUUGCCUGUCUCAAUUUCUACCAUCCUCCACCGAGGUGAUUGCUGCAUUAAGAAACCGUAAUACUGACAUCAAACCUUCAGAGGUUGGAAAAAGCAAUGGAAAUACUAAAUUGUAUACUUAAAUAAAUGUUAAUAUUUACAGAGA